AUGGAAAUGGAGGAGAAGCCGCAUUCCACUACGGAACAUGAGCAUGUGGCGGAACGCUAUGGCAAGGAAGACGGUGUGGGAUUCCGCCGCAGCGAGGAAGAUUCGAUGACGAUGAGGGAUAUCUGGAAGCACCAUAAAGCAAUCAUUUGGUGGGGAUUUGAUGCCCAAAUCAACGGCGCCAUGAUCGCUGUGGCAUCUUUCAGGCGAGACUUUGGAUACGAACUGCACGGCGAGAUGAUCCUUCCAGCCGACUGGCAAUCUGCCUUUAACCUCCAUUGGCCAAUUCUCGGCGGCUUCCUCUGCAGCUGGCUUGCUGAUCGUGUGGGACGGAAGCGCUCUCUGCUCUGCGGAGUCAUUGUAUGCACGGGUGGUGCCUUUGGCGAAAUCUUCGCCAACACACGUGCCGCAUUCCUGGUCUCAAAGCUGAUCCUGGGCAUUCGCCUGGGAUUCUACCUGACUCUUGGCCCGCUCAUGUGCAGCGAAAUUGCACCAGUCGUGAUGCGCGGAUUGUCUACUGCCGGUGUAAACUUGGGAAUAUGCAUCGGCCAGCUCCUGUCCAACUCCGUCGUCAAGGGGUUCGGCGAGCGGACUGAUCGGUGGGCGUAUGCUGGUCCCUUUGCAAUCCAGCUAUUUUUCACUGCUGUUCUACUUGCCGGCCUGCCCUUCGCCCCCGAGUCGCCGUGGUAUCUAGACUUCGACACCACCAACCUACUCGGCAAAAUCGAAGCUUCCGUCGAAGAAAGCGCCCAGCAAGCAAAGACAACCUUCCUGGAUUGCUUCCGCGGGACGAACCUGCUGCGGACGGGGAUUUCACUUGGCGGCUUCGUGUGCCAGCACCUGGUGGGCAUCAUCUUCGUCCUCGGCUACUCAACAUAUUUCUUCGAACUCGCAGGACUGGAAACAACUCACUCAUUCGACCUCGGCGUCGGCGUCACGGCCUGUGGCGUUCUCGGUAAUUUCCUCAGCUGGUUCGUCCUCAAUUCGUUUGGCCGCCGCAGGACGUUCCUGAGUGGUAUGUCUGCUCUUACUAUCCUCCUCCUCCUCAUUGGCAUAAUGGAUGUAGUGCCCGCGGACGCUGCCAAGUGGAUACAGUCUUCGUGCACUGUGGUUUACGCGUUUGUAUAUUUCAUGACCGUCGGCGCGAUUUCCUUUGUCCUGCUCGGCGAGGUGUCGACUAUAUUACUCCGCGCGAAGACAGCGGCCCUUGCGACCGCUGUCCAGGCCGUCUUUGGCAUUAUCAUGAAUGUUGUCAUUCCGUAUCUCAUCAACCCCGAUGAGGCGGACCUCAAGGGGAAGUUGGGCUUUAUCUUUGGUGGUUGCGCGGCUGUUGCAACGCUGUUUAGUUGGGUCUAUAUCCCGGAGCUAAAGGGUCGGACGUUCGACGAGAUUGAUGGCAUGUUUGCGAGGCGAAUUCCUCCUCGGCGGAUGGGCGCAUAUGUGGUUCCGUAG
Aspergillus calidoustus is the source of this 1449-nucleotide messenger RNA. NCBI's taxonomy places the organism in Eukaryota, Fungi, Ascomycota, Eurotiomycetes, Eurotiales, Aspergillaceae. The record is from the annotation of a GenBank genome assembly.